AUGGCAGACGAUGGGGACCUGCAACAGGAGAUCCUCCAGAAAACUCUUCGAGAGGUCAAAGAUGAGGAAAAUGAAGGCGAUCCCUGCGUGAUCUGUUUAGAAUCUAUCACCGAAGCCAGCAUCGCCAAGCCAUGCAACCAUACCAACUUUGACUUCUUAUGCCUAGUCAGCUGGCUAGAGCAACAGCCGAACUGCCCUUUAUGUAAGACUCAGCUCACUGAGGUACAAUAUGAUCUCGAAGCCCCGCAAGGUCCCAAAACAUACAAGGUACCUCUCCACGAUCGAUCCGGAAAACCACCCGGAGGUUCUGGCCCAGGCCGUGGUGGGUUUACCGGGGCUCGAGGAGCAAGGCAUCGGCGUCAAAGGCCCCAUAUACAACAACAACCAGCCUCCCAGGACCCACUCGCGACACGGCGCAACGUUUACCGUAACAAACUAUACUCCCUCCGCGUGGGUUCAAAUCGGUUAUCACAAUAUAGUGAAGUGACACCAGAACACUUCAACCGAGAUGAGUCGCUGGUAUCGCGUGCACGGAAGUGGAUCCGAAGAGAACUUCAAGUCUUUACAUUUUUGAAUCCAGAGGCGGAGACCGACGAAGACCGUGGCCGAGGUCGAGUUCCUCGCCCUGGAACUCAACGACUCGAGGACCGAAGAGCCAACAAUGCCGAGUUCCUGCUCGAAUACGUAAUUGCGAUCCUGCGCACCGUUGACAUCAAGGGUAGCGCUGGUCAAGCCGAGGAGCUGCUGCGGGACUUCAUUGGACGGGAUAAUGCUCGUUUGUUCUUGCAUGAACUCCUAGCGUGGCUUAGAAGCCCCUAUGUCUCCUUAGAAGAUUGGGAUCGCCAUGUGCAGUAUCCGAGGCUGCCACAAAGCUCUAGUAACCGGGGUGAUCCAGGGUCCAAUCGUCGGGAUCGUCCAGCUCGCGGUCGAAGUGCUUCCCCGGCUCGAGAAGCUGAUAGAAGUUUGUUUGAUCGGGUUACAAGACCUGAGACUGGACCAGCUACAAUGCCUAGAGAGUCACGUCCGCGAUCUCGGCCGUACAGCCGUCAAUCUAGACCACCGCGACACCUCCUUGAUCGAUAUAUUCCAGACUAA
Molecule: messenger RNA, 1095 nt
Organism: Penicillium pulvis
Lineage: Eukaryota; Fungi; Ascomycota; Eurotiomycetes; Eurotiales; Aspergillaceae
Product: RING finger domain protein
Exons: 2
Coding region: 1-1095 (364 amino acids)
Biological process (GO): protein monoubiquitination; protein polyubiquitination
Molecular function (GO): ubiquitin protein ligase activity
Source: RefSeq, a predicted model, not a curated record